AUGUCUCACGGUAUAUAUUUAACAGAUGCUCCAGUUAGGAGACCACAAACUAAUGGUAAUCCAUUAUUAAGAAAAAUUCAAAGAGCUUGUAGAAUGUCUUUAUCAGAACCAGAUUUAGCUUUGAAUUUAGAUGUAGCAGAUUACAUUAAUGAAAAGCAAGGUGCUUCUUCAAGAGAUGCUGUUAUCACUAUUGCUAGAUUGAUUAAUACAAGGGAUACACAUACCGCUGUGUUUGCCUUGGCUUUGUUGGAUGUUUUGGUUAAAAAUUGUGGUUAUCCUGUGCAUUUACAAAUUUCGAGAAAAGAAUUUUUGAAUGAAUUGGUCAAAAGGUUUCCUGAACACCCACCAAUGCGUUAUUCUAAAGUUCAGAGAUUAGUGCUUACAGCUAUCGAAGAAUGGUAUCAAACUAUUUGUAAACAUGCUACUUAUAAAGAAGAUAUGGGAUUUAUUAGAGAUAUGCAUAGAUUAUUGAAAUACAAAGGAUAUGUUUUCCCAAAAAUCGAUGAUAGUGAAUUAUCUGUUUUAAGACCAAAUAAUAGCUUAAAAUCCGCAAGUGAAAUUCAAAAGGAACAAGAAAUUGCACAGGCUGCAAAAUUGGAAGAAUUAAUUAGACGUGGUAAGCCAGAAGAUUUAAAAGAAGCAAAUAAAUUAAUGAAAAUCAUGGCUGGUUUUAAGGAAGAUAACCUUGUACAAGCAAAACAAGCAAUUGUUCAUGAAUUAAACAAGUUGAAACGUAAAGCAGAUUUGUUAAAUGAAAUGCUAAAUUCAACAGAAGGACUACAAAACGAAACCGUAGAAGAAUUAUAUGGUUCAUUAAAGUCUGCUCAACCAAAAUUUCAAAAAAUCAUUGAAGAAGAACAAGAUGAAGACACAGAAUUGGUUCAAGAUCUAUUGAAAUUCAACGAUAAUGUUAAUCAAAUAUUAGAGAAAUACAGACUGUUGAAGGACGGUAACACCGCGGCAGCAUCUCAAAUUAACCCAGCUGCUAUGUCAUCAGCAAUUCAAGAUAGUCAUACUGGUGCUCUUGCUAACGAAUUGAACUUGAUUGAUUUUGAUGAUGAUAUGGGUUCGGAACCUUCUGCUCCAGUAUCAACAAAUAAUGCUACCACCUCUGCAGCUGCUUCUGCCGAUCCUUUGGCGGAUUUAUUAGGCGAUUUGGGUGAUAUGAAUAUUUCAACUCCAUCAAACCAACUUUCAUUCGGUCAAGGAGGAGAUAUAUCCUUAGGCUCUUCCCAACCUGCAAAACCAGUUUUAAAUACAGAUCCUUCUUCAUUAUCUACACAAAAUGAUGCAUUCGAUUUGUUAGACGGGUUUGAUACCGCCUCUCCAUCGGCUUCAAAAACAAGUCAAAGGGUUCUUGUUAAUCAAUCAUCCAAUUUAAAAUUAGAUUUCGAAUUAACUAAAACUUCAAACUCUUCAGUUGAUGUUAAAGUAAUCUUUUCUAACUUAUCAUCAAAUACAGUAAAUGACUUAACAUUUUUAUUGGCUGCUCCAAAGACAAUGACAUUAAAAUUAUUGCCUCAAUCUGGUAAUUCUAUGAAUGCUUUAGUUUCAGAUGGUAUCACUCAAACUGCUAAAAUUGAAAAUGCCACUCUGGAUGGCGCUAAACCUUUGAAAUUGAAAUGGAAGGUAACAUACACCGUUAAUAAUUCACCUGUAGAAGAAACUGCAGUUUUCACUUUACCAAAAGUAUAA
Messenger RNA from Vanderwaltozyma polyspora DSM 70294, 1695 nucleotides. Its product is annotated as ubiquitin-binding protein. NCBI's taxonomy places the organism in Eukaryota, Fungi, Ascomycota, Saccharomycetes, Saccharomycetales, Saccharomycetaceae. Gene Ontology annotation, molecular function: ubiquitin binding; phosphatidylinositol binding. The record is from RefSeq and is a predicted model, not a curated record. Gene Ontology annotation, biological process: Golgi to endosome transport; protein transport to vacuole involved in ubiquitin-dependent protein catabolic process via the multivesicular body sorting pathway; Golgi to vacuole transport. The transcript has a single exon. Gene Ontology annotation, cellular component: trans-Golgi network. The coding region runs from base 1 to 1695 and encodes 564 amino acids.